Molecule: messenger RNA, 1664 nt
Organism: Eupeodes corollae
Lineage: Eukaryota; Metazoa; Arthropoda; Insecta; Diptera; Syrphidae
Product: U-scoloptoxin(01)-Er1a
Exons: 5
Coding region: 1031-1423 (130 amino acids)
Cellular component (GO): extracellular region
Molecular function (GO): chitin binding
Source: RefSeq, a predicted model, not a curated record
AGUGCCAACUGCCAAACCACCAACAACUUUGAUCCCCCAUAAUAUUUCGAUUCCAAUUCCACCAAUUCUGCCCCAAUCCGAAUCUGAAUCCGAAUCCGGUGGUGGUGGUGGGGUUCAUAUAUAAAAUCGAAACGAUAAACUUACCGUCAACCAGUCGUCGAUAAUUUCAAACGAAUUUCAAAUGAACACGGACCGUUGCUGCAGUUGAACGUUACUUUUUUCGUCUGCUCUCUGCAUUUUGAAUGUUGUGCAAUAAUAAAUUAAUUUGUAUUUUUUUUUAAUCAAAAUUUUAUAAUCAAUUAAAUUUUUCUCGCGGAAUUUUUGUUAAGAAUAAAUUUUGUUUUAUGAUCAUCAAUUAAGGAAAUUUUUAAAUCAAAUUCGAUAUCAAAAAAAAAGUUCGGUGGUUGUGUUCAUCAGAAAAAAAAAAUACUCAUAAAGAAUCUUUAACAACUUUGGCACUCAAAAACUACUCGUAUCUUCUGAAUAGAAUUUUUUUAUUUGUAUUUAUCUAAAAUAAAAAUUAAUAAAGUAAAAUAAAAAAAAUAAUCCUCAACAGAGAGAAGUGUUGCAUUGAAGUGUGUGAAAAAAAAAAUAAAUAAAAAGAUAAAAAUACAAGUGUAGAUACAACAGAAAGUAAAAGUAUCUCAAAGGCAAAAAUUAUAAAAAAAAAAUAAAAAUAAAUUGCAGUUACUAUACCAGAGUUAAGAGGUUCUUGUUGUUGCUGUGGUUGUGUCUGUGGCUGCAGUUGUUGGUUUUUGUUGUUGUUGCAGUUACUGGCUGGUUCCAAGGAGAUAUACUAACGUUCGGAAUAUCCAUUCAUGCAUUAAGAUCAAAGAACGUCUGCACACUGUGUUGGUAAUUGAUUCUGCUGCUGCUACCGCCCCCACUUUGGCAAAAGACAUGGCAUUUAUUUGCAAACGUCUCUAGAAUCAACAAGAAUAAUAAAAUAAGAAACAAAAAAAAAAACAUUCUUCAAUGGAAACAUAACAGUUAUUGGUCAACUCUGUCAGUUUGAAGUCUAUGGACGAAAAUGGAUUACAGUUAUAAGUUUUUAUGGCUGUCCGGUAUACUAUUAGGUCCUAUUCUAUUCGCAGCUAUCACCAUGCAGAAUGUUGCCAGCCCAGUUUUUCAAAAUCACAAAACAAAAGAAUGGACGAAUUUAGAUAAUAUAACAUUUUCGUUUGAUUGCUCUAAUCGACCGGUUGGAUUUUAUGCCGAUAUGGAGUAUAAUUGUCAAAUAUUUCACAUGUGUGACGAAGAAGGAAAUCGCAUACCCCACUUGUGCGCCAAUGAAACUUCCUUUAAUCAGGAGUACAGAAUCUGUGAUUGGGACUAUAAUUUUAAUUGUACAGAAUCACCUAAAUGGUUUUAUCUCAACGAGCUGACAUAUGCCACUGAAACGCCAGAGGAUGAAGACUAUUAAAAGUGAAAUAAAUUAAAUGAAUUCUUAUGUAAUUAUAAUAUUAUUUUAUCCUAUUCAUUAAAUUAAAUCAAACAAAAAACAAAAAAAAUUAAAAUAUUUAAACAAAAAGUACAUACUACAAAAAAUAGCGAAGGGCUUGCCCAUAUAAAAUAUAAAUCGAGUAUAAUUUGUUGUUAAAUUAUUUUGUUUGUGUUCGAUUAUAAUAAUAAUAAAACAAAAAUGAUUGAUGUUUACAAGCGUA